Molecule: messenger RNA, 1329 nt
Organism: Arachis stenosperma
Lineage: Eukaryota; Viridiplantae; Streptophyta; Magnoliopsida; Fabales; Fabaceae
Product: CBL-interacting serine/threonine-protein kinase 9-like
Exons: 14
Coding region: 172-1329 (385 amino acids)
Biological process (GO): signal transduction; protein phosphorylation
Molecular function (GO): ATP binding; protein kinase activity
Source: RefSeq, a predicted model, not a curated record
ACGACAGCGGCAGCAACAACGAAAUCUUGCACCCGUGUUGGCAAGUAUGAACUUGGAAGGACCAUUGGCGAGGGAAGCUUUGCGAAGGUCAAAAUUGCAAGAAACGUUGAUAAUGGCCAAAGUGCAGCCAUUAAGAUCCUCGUCAAAAACCAGAUUGUGAAACAUCCUAGGAUGAUGGAACAGCUGAAGAAGGAAAUCUCUACGAUGAAGAUGGUCCAACAUCCCAACGUUAUCAAAAUUUAUGAGGUGAUGGCAAGCAAAACAAAGAUUUACAUUGUCUUAGAGUUGAUCAAGGGAGGAGAACUAUUUGACAAAAUUGCCAGAAAAGGGAGACUAGAAGAAAAUGAAGCAAGAAGCUAUUUUCAUCAAUUAAUCAAUGCAGUUGAUUAUUGCCACAGUAGAGGAGUUUAUCAUAGAGAUUUGAAGCCUGAAAAUCUUCUUCUGGACAAACAUGAUAUUCUUAGAGUUUCAGAUUUUGGAUUGAGCACAUUCGUACAGCGAGAGGAUAAACUUCUGCACACUACCUGCGGAACCCCUAAUUAUGUUGCACCUGAGGUGAUCCAUAAUGGAGGUUAUGAUGGUUCUGCAGCUGAUAUAUGGUCUUGUGGAGUCAUUCUCUUUGUACUCAUUGCUGGAUACUUGCCUUUUGAUGAACCAAAUCAAAUUGCACUCUUCAGAAAAAUUGAAAAGGCUGAGUAUGUUUUUCCACCGUGGUUUUCCAAGGAGGCAAAGAAACUACUAAGUCGCAUUCUUGAUCCAAACCCUCUCACAAGGAUAAAAAUUUCAGAAAUAUUACAAGAUGAAUGGUUUAGAAAAGGAUACAAACCACCAAUAUUUAAAGAGGAAGAAGAAAUAAAUACAGACGAUGUGACUGCUGCUUUUGAUGAUUCCAGGGAAAAUCUGGUGACAGAGACAAAAGAGAAACCGGCCUCACUGAACGCUUUUGAGCUCAUUUCAAGAUCAAAGACCUUUAACCUUGAAAGUAUGUUUGAGCAGAAAUCACUAGGAAUGGUAAAGAGAGAAACACAUUUUACCUCACAGUGCCCUCCAAAUGAAAUUAUGUCUAAAAUUGAGGAAGCUGCCAAGCCUCUUGGAUUCAAUGUUCACAAGCACAAUUAUAAGAUGAAGUUGCAAGGUGAUAAGAGUGGAAGGAAGGGUCACCUUUCAGUGGCUACUGAGGUUUUCGAGGUAGCACCCUCCUUGCACGUGGUGGAAUUGCGAAAAACAGGGGGAGAUACAUUGGAGUUUCACAAGUUCUACAAAAGCUUUUCAUCAGGGUUGCAAGACAUAGUGUGGCAUUCUGAAGAGAACAAAAUUGACGAGGAAUGA